Molecule: messenger RNA, 3786 nt
Organism: Endocarpon pusillum Z07020
Lineage: Eukaryota; Fungi; Ascomycota; Eurotiomycetes; Verrucariales; Verrucariaceae
Exons: 9
Coding region: 1-3786 (1261 amino acids)
Molecular function (GO): protein binding
Source: RefSeq, a predicted model, not a curated record
AUGAUCGAUUCAUGCUAUAUCGCGAAAAGACUUUAUGCAACGAAAGUGAGCAUCGGCGAAGACGAACGGGCACCAGGUACGCUGUUGAUAGAUAUGCUUGGUAUAAAUGCUCAUAACGUACUUCGCCCCUCGGAAUUCGUUCUCAACCCGCCACACCAGCAGGAUGAUGUCCCUCCGGCUCAUGACUAUUCAUGGUACCAUGGGGAGAUUCUAGACUCAUCUCAGCUCUCAACCGAUCCACGCUCUGGGAAGACUUCAUUAGAUUUAGGCCCAGCAUAUGUACAGAGCCCAAGCCUGCACACCGAUUGCGAUCUUUCGCAAGGUAUGGACGGACCAGUCGAGCGUAAGAGCAGCCGAGAGCGUGACACUCUCCGAGCUCUCGAGGAGUUCCCCUUGAGGGUAGUCCUGACAUCCAUGCCGGAUAUUAUCAACCAAUUACAAGAAAUAAUUCAACUCUCUCAUGGAGUCCAUGGAGAGCAAGACGAAGAGUGGAGAGAAUUGGUCGCUGAGUGCGCUCGUGUACAGGUGGUACUGGAGAACAUAAACAGCACUCGCAGACGGAUAGCCACGGUUGAAGUCGAUUUUGUCACCGAGAUCGAUUGCAUCGCGAAAUCGGCAGCACCCUCUGCUGCCAGCGUUCUACGAUUGCUUAAUUGUAUUGGGAUGAACCGUGGUUGGAGAAGUUUGCACAGCUCGAAGAUCUACGGAACUCUCAUGCCUCCAGCUUCUAUACUAGAACAUGAUGCACGCAAGCUCGGACAAGAUAUUGUGGAAAGGGCCAAGCAAAAGCGACUGAUACUAGUCUCGCAUUCGUUCGGAGGCAUGAUUAUGGAAGAGGCCUUAUCUGGACUCGGCUCGAGCAGAAAUAGAGAGUGGCUCCGAAGCCGUAUAGCAGGGAUGAUAUCUUUGGAUUGGAGUGGACUGCUCAGUCCUGUCGAUUGGCCUAUGAACCUUGAUUGCCCCGGAAGCUCAGGCUGGAACAUCCCCGUUCGUAAGAUCAAGCAUACAGCCGCGAUCGUGCCUGAGCAUGCACAAAUCUAUGAAGAAUUUCCGCGUCGCUCUCAAUUCUCCGGACUGAACGUCCGCAUGAUUUCUGGGGCACGAAACACCGAGAUCUGGUGUGAUGUCGAAGACGUGGUGGAUUGCACAUCCUGGUCGAUGCUCCGACUCCUUGCGGUUGAGCAAGGCAACCAGCUUGGCCACAAUCCAUUAUCUCUGAGCUUGAACUCGCAAGCGUUACUAGACCAUCCAACAUCGCGGUCAGCAUAUUCGCUCGAGCGUGCUCUGCAAGCCAACGGUUUAGGGAAGGCCAGGAUCAUUCUGAGAGCGCUUCGCUGGGUUGCCUUCACUCUGCGGCUUCUGGAUAUUGAUGAGCUAUUCUCAGCAGUCCUUACAAUGACGGCCGAAUCAGAAUGCUAUACAUUCGGUCUCAGAGACUCCAGCGAGCUCGUUGAACUUUGUGCGCACCUUCUCGUUAUGGACGACGAUAGACACGUUCAAUUCUGCGAUCGUGACUUGAGGAAUCUGAUUCUUUGCCCGGAGAUAUCAACAGUCGAUCCUUGCCAGCAUACCCAAGUUCACGAGAUGAUCGCUACGGUUUGUCUGCGUCAUGUUCAAUGUCUACACCAACAAAGUAUCUUCAGGCCGUGGUUACUUACUGGUGACUGGCUACAUGCGCAGGUCAAGCGCUGUCAAUUUUGGAAUUACUCGACAUCCUUCUGGUAUGAACACUUCCGGAUUGCCGAAGGUAGCAGCCAGGAGCUUCCCGCGAUUCUAUAUCGCAUACUUCAAUCGGCUCUAUUAGAGGAUAGAUUGGAGCUGGGUCCUGGAGAAACGAUCUCGGACCACAGGAUUAACAUCGGCCUAUGGAUCUGUGCCCAAUAUGAUCUAAGCAUCCUUGGUAGAACACUCCUGGAAAUGGGCGCAGAUGUAGAUUACAAGCACACGGUGGGUGGCACGUCUUUACAUGGCGCGGCCACAAACUCUAGCGCCAAUAUGCUAAAGUUGCUUUUGACAGCAGGCGCAGAUAUAGACUCUUUGGAUCAAAACGGAAUGACUGCCUUGCACUACUCCUCGAUAUCUGGUUUCUCUGAUGUAGUCUCUCUUCUCUUGGAUCGCGGAGCCAACGUCGACGUCCAGCCCGCCUCCCCUCCCUGUGACCACUCUUAUACACAUCUGACCGGGACAACCGCGUUACAUCUGGCUGCAGGUCAUGGACAUGCUGCCGUCGUCAAAAUUCUUCUUGAAGCAGGUUCAAACCUCAAUGCGACCACAAGGUGUAAGGAGACACCCUUGCAUUUUGCGGCGGAGCAUGGAGACUACAAUACUUUUCGGCACCUGAUUGAAUCUGGUGCUGAUCUAGAAGCUGAAACUGCCGCAUCGGAAACAGCUUUGGAAAUUGCAAUCGAGGAGAGACAUGAUUCGAUUGUCAACUUCCUCAUCGAGCGAGGCGCAAAGCCGCGGAUGACCUCCUUAGCAGAUAUUGAAUAUCUAGAGAAGGUGGGUAGCGGUCAAUUCCUUGAUAACGAGCUUCAGCAAUUCAAAAAUCUUACGCUACAACACAACAUUAGGCCGUUGAGUUGUGCAACGUCCACCUACGGAUCAGGAACACCAUUUUCUGAGGUACCUGAGUGGCGUGAACAGAAAUGCCAGCUCGGUUCCGAUCUAGAUGAUGACGAGUGGUCUUUAAUCGAUCAAGUCGACGAGAUCGAGUACACAGAAGGCAAAGGUUAUCAAGAAUCUGUCAUUGGAGGCGCCGGCACCUAUGCCGCCAUCGGCGCACGUCUAGUCGCUGGUGCAGAGCAUUCAGAAUCUGUUGGCUGGAUUGUCGACACAGGCUCUGACUUCCCAACUGACUUCCGUCGCACGAUAGAUUCGUGGCAAACCAGCUGUCUCUUCCGAGAAGACAGAAACCGACUGACGACAAGGGCCUGGAAUAGGUAUGGCCCAGAAGAUCACCGUGACUUCAAGUACUUGACGCCAAAAAUCCGACUUGAUCACCACUCGCUCUCGGUUCAACUUCUUCGUUCACAGGCAUUCCACUUGGUGUGCUCGGCGGAGCGGUGCAUGGAUCUCGUUGACAACUUACUAGCCAGACGAGUGGCAGAGGAGAACGACAAGAAGAGCAAGUGGCCCAGGCCUCUCUUCAUCUGGGAACCAGUUCCAGACCUCUGUACCCCGGAUCACAUUGACAGCUUCAGACAAGCAAUACGGCAAGUCGAUAUUGUAAGCCCGAAUGGGGAGGAGCUCGCCGGCUUCUUCGAUGGAGAGUACAGUUCACGAGAUGACAUGGCAGCCAAAGUGCUUGAAUGGGGGAUUGGCCAAGACAGCGGAGGUUCACUGGUGGUUCGCGAAGGAAAACAUGGUUGCUCCGCAUUUAUAAGGGGACAUCGCAUUCAUCUCAACGCGUAUCAUGCCCAACUCGAAGAAUCACAGUCAAAGGUGGUGGAUCCGACCGGCGGCGGAAAUGCGUUUCUAGGAGCACUGGCAAUGGCGAUAGGUGAUGAUGUCUGCUGCCCAUCAAAGGUCGAGGUCGGUCGAGUUCUGGGACUGGACAAGGAUUUGAUGCCUAACCAAUGUUCCGAUCUGGUAAUCUCACUAAUAUAUGCUAUCGUUGCUGCAAGCUUCGUCAUCGAGCAGCCGGGCAUGCCGAACCAUCAACUCCAAAGUAGUCUGAAUGAAACCUGGAACGGAGAGUGUUUUGGAGACAGGCUAAUGGCAUAUACCAGAAGGGAGAAGGACGAUCUCAGCAGGCAAAUGAAAUGGCAAGCCCAGAAGAACAAUUGA